Messenger RNA from Ylistrum balloti, 1281 nucleotides. RefSeq lists its product as uncharacterized. Bases 1 to 1281 code for a protein of 426 amino acids. The transcript has 10 exons. The record is from RefSeq and is a predicted model, not a curated record. NCBI's taxonomy places the organism in Eukaryota, Metazoa, Mollusca, Bivalvia, Pectinida, Pectinidae.
AUGGCAGACGAUGCGGAUGGGGAAGAUAAGCUGCAGAUGAAAACAAGUAGUUCGAUUCAGCAGAUGCUGACUUCCAUCAUUCAGGAACGAUGCCGAGAUGUUGUAAAGUUUACAUCAGACGGAGAGUUUGAAUUGGUCCCCAGCACUGUAAAUGAUUUCUGGACAAGCCUCUUUACAAAAUACUUCCUCAGUGGCUCAGUGUCCAGGGAUGACACCCGAGAUGACAUGCUGUUUUAUGUCCGAAAAAUUCCAAACCCCAAGGGCAAGUUUUACAUGAAGACGGAGAUCGAAGUAUACCGUAGAGCCUCAAAGAAUGUUCCAUCCCUUGAGGACAAGACAAUCAACUGGGAGGAAACUGUAUACCUCAAUAUAAUUUUACAUCAGUUUGAGUAUACGGUCACGUGUGCUGUUUGUACAAGAACAAGUGAAGCUGAUCUUCAAAUCCUGAAAAAAUUUUCACAGAGAGUAUACCCAUCUCCUAGUCGACGAAGGAUGGACAGCAAAGGAACAGAAGAAGAAAUUACUUAUCCUAAUAUCUUCUUCACUGUCGACAAUUUUGAAGAGGCUUUUGGCGACAUCAUUGUGCGAGAUAGUGAGAUGGUAUGUGUGGAACUAACAGCAGCUGACAGAAGGGGGAAUCUACAGGGAGUUAUCUUUCUUGGAUCAAUACGCUAUGAAGCUCUGAAAAAGGUUUAUGAUGCUCGGGCAAGUUUGACAUCAAAAAUGGUACAGACCAUGUCUCUGGGAUGGAUCAAGAGUCAUAAACGAGUUGAGUUUGUGAGGAUGAGAGGCCCACAAAGUAAAGGACAUGCUGAAGUAGCAGUCAGUCGGGUAGAAGGAUCAGGACCAGAAACACCAGAUUUGGAGAACUUUCCUCUCGAAGACUUUGAUGGCCAAGAAAGCGAUCAACAACAGCAGAACCAGUACACACAACGGAGAAUGAGUGACCCUAGCUCCUCACUUGGCUCCCUGGUGCGAGGUGGCAUACGAAGAAUGAGCAUGAAGAAGUCACGAUCAGAGACGGAGAGAGUUGAUCAUACACUAGAUGUUGAUGGAUGUCAUGAAGUUGAGGCUGGCACCAUUCAGGAAGAAUUGAAAAACAAAGAACAGUAUGAUGGUUUUCUUGGAAAAAGUUUUGGACAAGCCUGGCAAAUCUUCAAGGAAAGAAAAAGGCUUAAUAGUGUGGCUCUCAACUCCUAUCUUACCUAUAUCACACUUCCUUGGCAUCGGAUAGUCGCAGAUGUAUUGGACAAUCGUCAAAAGCCAAUAUUGCUUUUCUGA